This is a messenger RNA of Zychaea mexicana, 888 nucleotides long. RefSeq lists its product as uncharacterized. The transcript is spliced from 5 exons. The coding region runs from base 1 to 888 and encodes 295 amino acids. The record is from RefSeq and is a predicted model, not a curated record. NCBI's taxonomy places the organism in Eukaryota, Fungi, Mucoromycota, Mucoromycetes, Mucorales, Lichtheimiaceae.
AUGAGUAUUGCCGCUGCUUCUGCCGCUUCCGCUUGGCGGGUUUGCAUAAUAGCAUUGCUCGUCUUGGUCACUCUGACACACAAGUCCCAUGCUGCUGUUAUUGUGGUUGCAACGAACGAGACAUACAUCGACCGUGUAGCAGCGUUCGGACCACGGCUAACAGAAGAAGGACUGGUUGGACGGCUACUACCGCCAGCAAACGAGAGCGAACGAUACGGAUGCGAUCCUGUCACGCCACCGACAGAAAACUGGGUCGCCUUGAUCGAACGGGGCGAGUGUUCGUUUGUGGACAAGGUCAGAGCCAUGCAGGAAAGCGGAGCCUUGGCUGCUGUUGUCGGAGAUAAACACUACAACGGCUGGAUCACCAUGUAUGCACCAGGAGACACGUCUGACGUGCGUAUACCGAGCGUGUUUGUCGCCCAGCAUCAAUACCAAGCUCUACUCCAGCUGUCACGGUCUUUCCGGGAACCCAUGUUGGUCCGUCUCGUGAAGGAUGAUAUGCUUACAUGGCCGUUACUAGAUAUGCUACUUGUAGUCGUGCUAUCGCCUGCCGUCAUGAUGCUGUUCAUUUACCUGACAUGGCGCCUGCGGCAGCGCCAGCGACGGAGGAACGAGCUGGCUCCUACUGAUUUCGUCACAAAGUUGCCCGUACGUAAAUAUCGCCGUGAGAAACAAAAGGACAAUGACCAUGCCGAGUGUGCAAUCUGUCUGGAAGACUAUGUGGAUGACGACACGCUGCGCACUCUGCCAUGUCGGCACGAGUUUCAUACCACAUGUGUGGAUGCAUGGUUGACCACUCACAAGAAGUUUUGUCCCAUUUGCAAGCACGAUAUCUGUCGUAAAGCGCCUGAAUCGUCUACUGAAAGAACCCCACUUCUGAGUGCAUAA